AUGUCAAGAGAAUCCGAUCCUGAGGCCAUCUGCCUCCCAACUGUCGCUGAGAUUGAGGCCGCGACGGAAGUCCUAAGCACGCCAGAUACAUCCGCCAAAGUCGUCCGGGUAAACAAGCAUUUCGCAGUAAAAAUGGGUAACGGUGUACCUCUAAUCGAGGCUGAGAAUAUGAAGUUUCUCGCAGCAAAUAGCAAAGUUCCAGUCCCAAAAGUCUACGCAGCCUUCAGGGACCCCGGCACCAAGAAGACAUAUAUUAUUAUGCAAUAUCUCCAUGGCGAUACUCUUCAAAAACUAUUGCCAUCCCUUACCCAGGCUGAAAAGGCUGCAAUAUGCAACUCGAUUAAAAAUGCGAUAACAGAACUACGGAGUAUACCGCCACCAGGUUACUUCGGGAUGUUAAAUCGCCAGCCUUAUCUUGACGGGGUGUUCUGGACUAAAGCUUUAGAUCCUAAAAUCUCAGGUCCCUUCGAAAAUCAGGAAGAUAUGAAUCUUGCUAUUCUCAGGAGACUUCGCCAGACAGAAUCAGAUCAAUAUAUCCAAUUAUUACGGACUAUGGUUAACCGGACAUUGAAAUGCCAUCGCACUGUUUUUACCCACGGUGAUCUUCAGCCGAAGAAUAUUAUGGUUGAAAGGCUUGGAGAUCGUGACGGAUGCCCGGAAUUUAGGGUCACUCUAUUAGACUGGGAAAGCGCUGGAUGGUACCCGGAGUUCUGGGAUUUCUGCAACGCUACAAUCGCCUGUAGAUUCAAACCCGACUGGCUUGAACUUGUACCUGAUAUACUGGACCAAUAUCCGAUUGAAUUUCUUAUGAUGCAGGUGGUGUAUGCUUCUGUGUUCUACUAG
Aspergillus bombycis is the source of this 843-nucleotide messenger RNA. Its product is annotated as aminoglycoside phosphotransferase family protein. Lineage: Eukaryota; Fungi; Ascomycota; Eurotiomycetes; Eurotiales; Aspergillaceae. Bases 1 to 843 code for a protein of 280 amino acids. The record is from RefSeq and is a predicted model, not a curated record. The transcript has a single exon.